Messenger RNA from Dictyostelium discoideum AX4, 2205 nucleotides. Its product is annotated as TIM beta/alpha-barrel domain-containing protein. The coding region runs from base 1 to 2205 and encodes 734 amino acids. Gene Ontology annotation, molecular function: phosphoric diester hydrolase activity. The record is from RefSeq and is a predicted model, not a curated record. NCBI's taxonomy places the organism in Eukaryota, Evosea, Eumycetozoa, Dictyosteliales, Dictyosteliaceae. The transcript is spliced from 2 exons. Gene Ontology annotation, biological process: lipid metabolic process.
AUGGAACAAAAAGAAUUUGAUAUUAAAAAUAUUUUAUUGAAGAUUGAAAAAGAUAAAAAUGAAACUUCAAAAAAAAUACAAGAAAAAUAUAAAGAUUGUACAAUUGAAGAUUUGGAAAAAUCUUUAAGAAUCCAAAAUAAAAAAUCAGAAGAAAUUACUUUUAUCUCAAAAAAGAUUGAAGAAUUAAAUGAAAAAUUAAUAGUUGAAAAAUAUAAACCAUUAUUGUCAUCGUCCAAUAAUUCAAAUGAAAUUGAAAAUGAGAUAUCACCAAAAAUUAAAGAAAUUUUAAUUAAAAACUCUAUAUUAAAAAAUGAAAAUUCAGCAGUAUCACCAUCGAUAACAACAACAGAUGCAUCAGCAUCAUUAAGUUUUGGGGGUAAAACAAUUGUUUUACCAUCAAAUCAACCAACAACAUUAAGAAAGAGUGAUGCACCAGCUGAUACAAAACAUAUUAAAUUGGAAAUUACCAAUGAUAAUAAAAUUAAUAUUAUUUGGCAGGAUGCAAAAAAUUAUCAAUCAAAAGAUUGGGUUGCACUUUAUAACUAUAAAUAUGCACCACCAGAUGGUUAUGUAAAUAAUACAUGGUAUUGGGCUGGUAAUAAAACAAGUGGUAAAGUUGAAACAGGUGUUACUUAUGAUGCUAAUAGAACUCAACAAGUUAGAUAUUAUAAUUAUCAAAAUGAACUUAUUAGUCAAUAUACAGUUGAAAGUCAAUGUUGGAUAGAUAUUCACGGUGAUCUUGGAAGUGGUCUACAAGUAAAUUGGCCAAAUUAUUCGACAUCUGGUAGUAAUGAUAUAAUUGCAAUUCAUAAUAGUAAUUUUGGUGAACCAAAAGAUCUUGCCAAUUCAAUUGAACAAUGCUAUGCUAAUAAAAAUGAUGGUGAUUGGGUUUCUGAAAUUAUUAAUUGUGGUUUACCAUAUUAUGCAGUUUAUUGGUCUAACAUUGGUGGUGGCAAUUAUAUAAAACAAGCAUGUUCAAAACCUAUGACACCAGUUGAUAGAAAACUUGCAAUUGGUGAAUAUUAUAAUGGAGAAGAUUCUUAUAACACAUCAGUUGCUGCAUUUUAUGAUUCAAGAGCAAACGAUGACAAAGAUUAUAUUAUGGUUACCCUCAAAGAAGUCGAUCAACCAGGAACUCCCGGAUAUAAUGCAAAAGCAGCCAACGGUAUAGUUUUAUCAUCUAAUCAUUCGUCAUACAAUGAUACACUUUAUUUUUGGGGAACCUAUUGUAGCUUUGAUAAUGAAACUGGUAAAUUUUAUAUUCGUCAAAAAAGCUGUGCACUUGAAUAUAGAAAAUGGAUCACUGAUAAUUACUCAAAGUUAAAGGAUAGAAAAGUAAGAAAUUUAGUUUUACCAGGUUCACACGAUUCAGCAACUUACUUUAUCAAUUCACUCUCACCAAAAUCACCAGAUGCUGACCAUUAUAAAUAUCCAGAUUAUCUUUUAACUCCAUGGUCAAAAACUCAAACUUGCUCAGUUUAUAAACAAUUAUGUUUUGGUGUAAGAUAUUUUGAUUUAAGAGUUGCAAGAUUAAAAGAUAAACUUUAUAUUAUUCAUAAUUUUUACUCUGAUUCAGUUAAACAAGUUUUAAAAGAUAUUCUUCAAUACGUUUCAGAAAAUGUAAAUGAAGUUAUCAUUCUUCAUUGGAGUCAUCUUUAUCUUGUCGAUGAAGAUAAUAAAUUAUUAAUGAAGAUGAUAAUUGAAAUAUUAGGAAAAUUCAUGUCAAAUAGUAAUAAAGGACCAGAUGUUAAAGUUGGAGAUUUAGCUGGUACACCAAUUAUUUGUAUAUAUGAUGAUUUAGUAAAUCCAUUAAGUAAUGGUGGUGCUGGUGGUAAUGGAAAAAGACCAGAUAUUCGUGAUCCAAGACUUUGGGAUCCUUCAUGUAUAUCCUCACCUUAUGAAACUUCAAGAUAUCAUAGUUUCGAAUCAAUUUUAAAAUUUUUAAAAUCUAGAAUUAAUGUACCAAAAAGAAAAGUUCUCCAUGUUUGUCAAGCAAUUCUUACAAUUGAAUUUUCUUAUGAAUUCUUUGGACAUGACUUAAUAACUUGGACUGUAGAACAUCGUAAUAAAUUCAAUGAAUUCUUUAAUGAUCUUGAAACCUUUGCUUCACCAACAAAUAUUAUAAUGACUGAUUUCGUUACAUUUUAUCCAUUAUCUUCAUAUUGUAUUCGUAGAAAUACUUUAGAAUUUAAUAAUAGUAAUUAA